AGGCCUUUCUUAUCGAAGUCUUCGUCUCUCUCAAACACACACACACACACUCGCCAUUGCAGUCGUUUCUGGUAAACAAUGGUUGCAGCAAAGCCAGAACCAGAUUUCACGAAGAAGAAGGAGAUGGUUCACUCUCCACUUCUCACCUACUUCUCCGUCAUCACUCUUCUCUCCACGUGUCCACCCUUUGUCAUCCUCCUAUGGUACACAAUGGUGCACCAGGAUGGUUCUAUACUAAACACAUUUAAUUAUCUAAAGGAGAAUGGGAUUGAGGGAUUUGUUAACAUAUGGCCUAGACCUACUGCUAUUGCAUGGAAGAUUAUUGCGUGUUAUGCGCUUUUUGAAGCUGCACUUCAGCUCUGGCUACCUGGGAAAAGAGUCGAGGGCCCGAUAUCUCCUACAGGCAAUAAGCCUGUAUAUAAGGCUAAUGGUGUGUUAGCAUAUGUGGUGACACUAGUUACAUAUAUUGGCCUUUGGUGGUUUGGGAUAUUUAAUCCAACGGUUGUUUAUGAUCAUUUGGGAGAAAUAUAUUCUGCGCUCAUUUUUGGAAGCUUGAUCUUUUGUGUAUUCUUAUACAUAAAGGGUCAUGUGGCACCUUCUUCCACUGAUUCUGGUUCUUCAGGAAACAUAAUCUUCGAUUUCUAUUGGGGAAUGGAACUGUACCCUCGAAUCGGCAAAAACUUUGAUAUCAAAGUUUUCACAAACUGCAGAUUUGGGAUGAUGUCAUGGGCCGUUCUUGCUGUGACGUACUGCAUAAAGCAGUAUGAAACAAAUGGGAAAGUAUCAGACUCUAUGCUUGUAAAUACUGUGCUGAUGUUGGUUUACAUUACAAAAUUCUUCUGGUGGGAAGCCGGGUAUUGGAACACAAUGGAUAUCGCACAUGAUCGAGCUGGAUUUUAUAUCUGCUGGGGAUGCUUGGUUUGGGUUCCUUCUAUAUAUACUUCCCCUGGCAUGUAUCUUGUCAAUCAUCCCGUUAAUCUUGGAGUCCAGCUGGCAAUUUCCAUCCUAAUAGCAGGCAUUCUGUGCGUAUACAUCAAUUAUGAUUGUGACCGACAAAGGCAAGAAUUCCGUAGAACGAAUGGCAAGUCCUUGGUGUGGGGGAAAGCUCCGAGCAAGAUAGUUGCUUCAUACACUACAACCAAAGGAGAGACUAAGACCAGCCUUCUCUUGACUUCAGGGUGGUGGGGCCUUGCUCGUCAUUUCCAUUAUGUACCUGAAAUCAUGUCAGCGUUUUUCUGGACAGUACCCGCUCUUUUUGAUAACUGUCUUCCAUACUUCUAUGUUGCGUUUCUCACAAUCCUACUGCUUGAUCGAGCUAAAAGAGACGAUGAUAGAUGUCGUUCAAAGUACGGGAAAUAUUGGAAGACAUAUUGCACCAAGGUUCCGUAUAGGGUCAUACCAGGAAUUUACUGAGAUGCAGUUGUAUGUUUGAUUGGGCACGUAUUUGUAUUGUAUGCCUUUUAAGCUUUAAUUAAACCUCUUUUAUUGAAAUAAGUAGGUUUGAUUUUGUUGGUAUAUGAGAUAGAUUUGAACCCGUAUAAGGUGUUGACUGUUGGACAUUUUUGGAUUAGAUUGUAUGGUUUGAUUGAUUAUUAAUUUUAUUGGAAUGUAUUCAGAUAAAAA
Messenger RNA from Helianthus annuus (common sunflower), 1623 nucleotides. RefSeq names its product 7-dehydrocholesterol reductase. The record is from RefSeq and is a predicted model, not a curated record. Gene Ontology annotation, cellular component: endoplasmic reticulum membrane. Gene Ontology annotation, biological process: brassinosteroid biosynthetic process; sterol biosynthetic process. Gene Ontology annotation, molecular function: oxidoreductase activity, acting on the CH-CH group of donors, NAD or NADP as acceptor. The transcript is spliced from 13 exons. NCBI's taxonomy places the organism in Eukaryota, Viridiplantae, Streptophyta, Magnoliopsida, Asterales, Asteraceae. Bases 79 to 1413 code for a protein of 444 amino acids.